UCCUGUUCUGUGUUAGCGACAACAAAGUGGAGCCGGAGCAGAGUCCGUGUCGCCUCUCCGCUGUCAGCAGCAUCUUCACCGUCGUCCUCCGCCGCGGUCCGCUGGCUGAGAGGAUGGUCGAGCGAAACGGUAGCCGGAGAAGCCAAUGGCGUUUGUAAGACGAUGGCUGUCGAUGCACGCCAGUUUCCAAACGCGGAAGGAGGACGCAGAACCAUGUUGCUUUAAAUUGUGACCUGCGGUGAACGGGGGAGGCAGAACAGGAGGAGGAGGAGGAGGAGGAGGAGGAGGACCGAGGCGUAGGCAAGCAUUGAGCGAUCCGCCACGGCUCCCAGCAGGUGGCCCGCUGCAGCCGAAACGCGAUGGGCAACACGGCCACCAAGUUCCGCAAGGCGCUGGUGAGCGGAGACGAGGCUCUGGCCUGGCAGCUGUACGACUGCAACCCUCAGUUCAGGGACGGCCUGGACCCCAACGCGUCGUACGGAGAGCAGUACCAGCACAACACACCUCUGCACUACGUAUGCCGCCACGCCAUGACGCGGCUGCUCAGGUCGUUCCUGUUCAGCAAAGAGGGAAACCCAAACAAGCGUAAUGUGCACAACGAGACAUGCCUCCACGUGCUGUGCCAAGGCCCGCAGAUCCUGCUGCUGCCAGAGGGCGCGCUCUCUCCCCGGCUGGCCCGACCACAGAGGGACGAGCAGCGCCGCGCAGACUGCCUCCAGAUGAUCCUGAGCUGGACCGGAGCCAGACUGGAAGGAGGCCAGUACGAGAAGGCCAACGUCAACGCCACCGACAACCACCACAGCACCUGUCUGCACUACGCUGCUGCUGCGGGCAUGAAGAGCUGCGUGGAGCUGCUGAUCCAGAGCGAGGCCGAUCUCUUUGUGGAGGACGAGGACAAGCUGACGCCGUGCGACCACGCCGAGCGGCACCACCACACCGACUUGGCACUCAGCUUGGAGUCACAGAUGGUUUUCUCCUCCGCCUCGGCUCAGCAGUCGGGCGGAGACGCACACGGUGAAAGCCGCCUGCUGCAAUACAAGGAGCCUUACGAGGGACUAAAGAUUCAGGACCUGCGGCGACUGAAGGACAUGCUGAUCGUAGAGACUGCGGACAUGCUGCAAGCUCCGCUUUUCACCGCUGAAGCCCUCCUCCGAGCGCAUGAUUGGGACAGAGAAAAGCUGCUGGAAGCCUGGAUGUCUGACGCUGAAGGCUGCUGCCAGCGCUCAGGCGUCACCAUGCCCACCCCGCCACCCAGCGGCUACAACGCCUGGGACACCCUGCCGUCUCCCCGCACGCCCAGGACCCCACGCUCACCUCUCACGCUCACCCUCACCUCCCCCACCGACAGCUGCCUCACACCGGGAGAGGAGGGCUUGGCCACGUGCGGCAUCUGUCUCUGCUCCAUCUCAGUCUUUGAGGACCCCAUUGACAUGUCCUGCGGUCACGAGUUCUGCAGGUCCUGCUGGGAGGGGUUUCUAAACGUGAAGAUUCAGGAAGGCGACGCCCACAACAUCUUCUGCCCUGCCUAUGAGUGCUACCAGUUGGUACCGGUGCAUGUGAUCGAGAGCGUGGUUUCUAGAGAGAUGGAUCAGCGCUACCUGCAGUUUGACAUCAAGGCCUUCGUGGAAAACAAUCCAUCCAUCCGCUGGUGUCCUGCGGCUCGCUGUGAGCGCGCAGUGAGGCUAACCAGGCCGGGCCCCGGAGACAGCGACCCCCACAGCUUCCCCCUGCUACCAUCCCCAGCUGUCGACUGUGGGAAGGGUCACCUGUUCUGCUGGGAAUGCCUCGGCGAGGCCCAUGAGCCAUGUGACUGUCAGAUGUGGAGAAACUGGCUCCAGAAAGUCACAGAGAUGAAGCCUGAGGAAUUAGCCGGAGUGAGCGAGGCCUACGAGGAUGCCGCCAACUGCCUGUGGUUGUUGACCAACUCCAAACCGUGUGCCAACUGCAAGUCGCCCAUUCAGAAGAACGAGGGCUGCAACCACAUGCAGUGUGCCAAAUGUAAAUAUGACUUCUGCUGGAUAUGCCUGGAGGAGUGGAAGAAACACAGCUCGUCCACGGGAGGCUACUAUCGUUGUACUCGCUAUGAGGUCAUUCAGCAGCUCGAAGAGCAGUCCAAAGAGAUGACUGUCGAGGCUGAAAAGAAGCACAAGAGCUUCCAGGAGCUGGACCGUUUCAUGCACUACUACACUCGCUUCAAGAACCACGAACACAGUUACAAGUUGGAGCAGAAGCUGCUGAAAACGGCGAAGGAGAAGAUGGAGCAGCUGAGCAGAGCCUUUAUUUGCCGUGAGGGCACGCCCCCCGACACCCGUUUCAUCGAGGACGGCGUGACGGAGCUGCUGAAGACGCGGCGUGUGCUGAAGUGCUCUUACCCGUACGGCUUCUUCCUGCAGCAGGGCAGCACGCAGAAGGAGAUAUUUGAACUCAUGCAGACCGACCUGGAGAUGGUGGUCGAGGAUUUGGCUCAGAAAGUCAACCGGCCGUACCUCAGAACGCCGCGGCACAAGAUAGUCAGCGCGGCGCGCCUGGUGCAGCAGAAGAGGCAGGAGUUCCUGGCGUCUGUGGCCCGCGGCGUCGCUCCCAACGACUCCCCCGAUCCUCCCCGCAGGAAUUACCCUGGAGGAUCCUGGGACUGGGAGUACCUUGGCUUUGCGUCACCUGAGAUGGGAAGCCGUCACUCUGUUCUGGGAGCAGCCGAUCACAGAGAGAGGCAGUCGCAGGAUUACGCUGACAUCCAGUACCGGCGCAGACACCGACCUCGACGCAGAGGAGACAUGCUGAGUCUGCACAACCUCAGAAGCAGCAGCAACACGCCUGAGGCCAGCAGGAGGAGCGACAGCACAGAUCCCACAGAGAGGACUGAAGGUCGCAGAAGAGCGCUGGGCUCCCUCGACGAAGACGACCCCAACAUCCUCCUCGCCAUCCAGCUGUCGCUCCAGGAGUCCCGGAGAGAGCAGGGCCUGGACGGAGGAGCAGAGCUGGAGCACGGGGGGCAGGAGAGGAGGUCGGCCACCGCAGGAGAUCUGGCCGACGUCGCUUUGCACUCCCUGAACAUGGAGGAUCCUCCGGGAGCUCGAGGCUCAUCCUUCCCCACGUCCCUCCUGGAUCCUCCGCGACCCCCAAACAGGACAGAUUCCUCCUCGCAGCCCUCCUUACUGAGCUCCCUCCCCCUGCCGCCCCCUCCUCCCACCCUCAGCGCGGAGCUGCUGGAGCUGGGAGACAGCCUUAUGAAACUGGGGAGCAUCACCGCUCCUUACGGCGUGGACGCGGAGCCCGCGUACAGCCGCAGCGCGCUGACCGCUCCUUACGGCGACCAGAACACGUCGACGCCGCAUGUGCUGGAUCAUAUCGCCAUCACAGAUCCUCAUCGUGACGGCAGAGAGCAGAGCUACUGCACCUCCUCGGCCUAUCCAGCCGAGGGGGACCACACCGCCUCCUGUGCACCGGACUGCACUCAUAACCCCUCACACAGUCUGUGUAAGCAGGAUCUUGACGACGCAGACUGCUCCUACCAGCCAAGUAGCUCCUACACCGCAGAACAUCCCUCCACCUACGCUCUGGACCAGCCUCCCAGGUCAGAGCCUCAGCCUCCGGUCCAGUUGUGCCUCCCGUCGCCGGAGCAGGAGCCAGACCUGCUGCUCUCCCCGGUGAUCCCACCGGGGGGCCCCUUCACCCCCAGCGACCCGCAGAGCCUGGAGGCUUUGGACCCCACGGCGAGCGCCCAGCUGCUGGACAACAUCAUGGCCUGGUUCAACAACAACAUCAACCCCCAGAACAACCCCCAGAACCUGGCUCUCAUCCCCUCCCCGCCCACCACAGAGACGGACUCCUCCCCCGACACGCACACCGAGGCCGAGAAGGACGCCCCGGUCUGGCAGCCCCUGGAGGGCGGGCCGGAAGCGGCGGGCGGCGGCGAGGCCCCGAAGAGGUCGAGGCCCGACUCUCUAGAGCUGGAAAACAGAGACGUGGGGGAGGAGGGUGUGAGCGCGGGGUGUGUGUCGGACCUGUCGCUGGACGAAGAGCACACACACCCGCGGUCACACAGCCAGCGCGGGGGGGGCGGUCACCCCGAGACGGCCGCGGAGAGGGAAGCAGACCCCGCCCCGCAGGUAGGGGGCGGCGGGUCUCCGCAGGAGUGGGAGGAGCAGGAACACUUGGUGUGACGGCGGGGAGAGGCCGGAGAGAAGGACAGACGGUGUUUGCUGGCUGUACCAUACUGUAUUUAAAGAUGAUGUCACUCACAGGUUGGACGUUCAAGUGCUUUCUGUCCGCUCCAGGAAACGGGCAGCGAAUGAUUCAUUAAAGCAAACGAGUUUUGAAUGAC
This is a messenger RNA of Fundulus heteroclitus (mummichog), 4324 nucleotides long. Its product is annotated as ankyrin repeat and IBR domain-containing protein 1. Gene Ontology annotation, molecular function: zinc ion binding; ubiquitin protein ligase activity; ubiquitin conjugating enzyme binding. The record is from RefSeq and is a predicted model, not a curated record. The transcript has 21 exons. NCBI's taxonomy places the organism in Eukaryota, Metazoa, Chordata, Actinopteri, Cyprinodontiformes, Fundulidae. Gene Ontology annotation, cellular component: cytoplasm; ubiquitin ligase complex. Gene Ontology annotation, biological process: positive regulation of proteasomal ubiquitin-dependent protein catabolic process; protein polyubiquitination; ubiquitin-dependent protein catabolic process. The coding region runs from base 360 to 4163 and encodes 1267 amino acids.